This is a messenger RNA of Brassica napus (rape), 770 nucleotides long. Its product is annotated as calmodulin-2. The record is from RefSeq and is a predicted model, not a curated record. The transcript has 2 exons. Gene Ontology annotation, molecular function: enzyme regulator activity; calcium ion binding. NCBI's taxonomy places the organism in Eukaryota, Viridiplantae, Streptophyta, Magnoliopsida, Brassicales, Brassicaceae. The coding region runs from base 168 to 617 and encodes 149 amino acids.
GUCGGAGUAAAAGUCGUUUAAUAGCUAAAGUUAUCCGAUAAAUACGGUUUCUCUCUCGUUUUCUCGCUGCGACUCUCUUCUUCUCCCUCCUCCUCCUCGAUUCUCCAUUUUCAGAUUAAAACACACAAAACAAGAAAUCUAAAAGUUAACGAAGAGAGAAUCUAACAAUGGCGGAUCAGCUCACCGACGAUCAGAUCUCCGAGUUCAAGGAAGCCUUCAGCUUAUUCGACAAAGAUGGUGACGGUUGCAUCACCACCAAGGAGCUGGGAACUGUGAUGCGUUCUCUCGGACAGAACCCAACCGAAGCUGAGCUCCAAGACAUGAUCAAUGAAGUUGACGCUGACGGUAACGGCACCAUUGAUUUCCCCGAGUUCUUGAACCUCAUGGCUCGUAAGAUGAAGGACACUGACUCCGAGGAAGAGCUCAAGGAAGCGUUCCGGGUCUUUGACAAGGACCAGAACGGUUUUAUCUCGGCUGCUGAGCUCCGUCAUGUGAUGACAAACUUAGGCGAGAAGCUUACCGAUGAAGAGGUUGAUGAGAUGAUCAAGGAAGCUGAUGUUGAUGGUGAUGGUCAGAUUAACUAUGAGGAGUUUGUUAAGGUCAUGAUGGCUAAGUGAUGUGGUUUUGGUUUCCCUCUCUCUCUCUCUUACUAUUAUGUAAUUCUUAUAUUUACUUUAUGUAUGUUCUUAAAUUUUUAUUCAUGGGACUCUCGGUUCUGUUUUCUGGUUGUUUAAGACCAAAUGCUAUCUCUUUUAUGCUUUGCGUCUGAA